AUGGUGGAGGCGACGAGGAGGUACUCGUCGCUCGAGUACCGCAGACUCGGACGGUGGACGCCAGCUCUGGCCCGUGUGACGGGACGAGACGGAAACGCCGAAACGUCCGGCGAGGCAGGCGGCGAGACGACCGGCGAUGCGGCUGGCAUGGCAGCCGAUGAGGUGGUCGACAAGGCGGCCGGCGAGGCAGCCGGCGUGGCAGCCGGCAACGCGGCCAGGAAGGAGGCGGCGGCCAAGCCCGCGGCACUCGAGGCGGGGGCGGGGAGUGAAGAGGGGGCGCCGGUCGAGGCGUCGGGGCCGGCCGAGGGGGCGGGGUCGGCCGAGGAGGCCGAAGAGGCGGGCACCAACGUGGGGGCGCGAGGCGCAACUCGUCCCACGGUGCGAGGACCGCCAAAGCUCGGAGGCGGUCCGAGAGCCGAGCGGGGCCGUCCACCUGACGGAGUCGCCGAAGGGCCGGUGGCGACGGGGCGACGAGGGGUACCUGCUGCUGAAAUGGAAACACCUUCUCAUCAAAGUAAACGUGUCGGGAGGUGA
Molecule: messenger RNA, 534 nt
Organism: Aegilops tauschii subsp. strangulata
Lineage: Eukaryota; Viridiplantae; Streptophyta; Magnoliopsida; Poales; Poaceae
Source: RefSeq, a predicted model, not a curated record